AGUCUAGUAAUGAAGAGGAGCAACUGCUUAUUUUAUAUGUACAUUUUACGUGAUUGCAGUUUGAAUGUAUGAAUUUUAGUAGAGUAUUUUCUAAUUUUGAUUAUGCUUAUUUAUUUAUUUAAGUAAGCAUUUCUUUCCAACUAAAUAGUUCAUCUUUAAAACAGACUGACUUAAAGUUGUCCAGGUCUAACAGGCUUAAUCGUGCUGUGAUCUCAGGACGUGGGGUUUAUGAUGUUGGACCUGUGCUGGUUUUCUUCCCUCUCGUGCUUCUGCAUGUGGAUGUCGCUCGUUCGGUGCAGCAUUCAAUAUAAUAUCCCGGGAGACGCCAGACAUGCCAUUGCGCACGCGCAGCGUAGUCAUCUGACAGAUGAGCGCUUUGGACGUUUCGCAGCACCGCUACAUCGAGGGCCACCGCUGGGAACACAGAGCAGGACACAGACUCCAUGAGGGACCGUCUCCUGCAAGAAUAAAAGGACUCGUCAGACGGAGAGCACCCUGCAAGAACACCCGCGGGUUUGGAGGUUUGCAAGCGCUGAAAAUUCAGUGUAAAAUGUAGCCAGCAGCGCUGGUGAGGGGUCGCUGUAAUUUCUCGGGGGCUGCAUGGCUCUUCCCAGGGAUGCCAUGAAAAUCAGAGCAGCCGAGUGACUGAGAGACCGCUGCUCCUCGUUAUCGCAGACACGCGGCGGCGACGGUGGAGGAGGUGAGCGAUGGAUCCUCGCGGAAAGAUCUACACGAGGUAGCGCUUACGAAGAUCCAUCCAGGGAGAGCUGAACGUCUCUGUCGCGCAGUGUAGCCGUGUAAAGGAUGGAUUUCAGCCUGCUCCGGAAUAUCAUCAGCAGAUACUGUGUCGGGGAGGAGAUCUGGGUGGACAGUCGGACGGUGUAUAUCGGGCAUAAAGAACCCCCUCCAGGAGCUGAGGCGUACAUCCCUCAGCGUUAUCCCGACAACCGCAUUGUGUCCUCCAAGUACACCUUCUGGAACUUCAUUCCCAAGAACCUGUUUGAGCAGUUCAGAAGAAUCGCUAACUUUUACUUUUUGGUCAUAUUUUUGGUUCAGCUCAUCAUCGACACCCCCACCAGCCCAGUCACUAGUGGCCUGCCCCUCUUCUUUGUGAUCACGGUCACCGCCAUCAAACAGGGCUACGAGGAUUGGCUCAGACACAAAGCUGACUGCUCUAUAAACGAGUGUCCGGUGGACGUGGUGCAGCAGGGGAAGGUGGUGAGGACACAGAGUCACAAGCUACGGGUGGGGGACAUCGUUGUGGUGAAGGAAGAUGAGACGUUCCCCUGUGACCUCAUUCUUCUCUCCUCUAGCCGCCCUGAUGGGACCUGCUUCGUCACCACCACCAGCUUGGACGGGGAGUCUAGUCAUAAGACCUAUUAUGCUAUACCAGAUACCAUGGCCUUUAGAACAGAGCAGGAGGUGGAUUCGCUACAUGCCACUAUUGAAUGUGAACAACCGCAGCCUGACCUCUACAAAUUUGUGGGACGUAUCAAUAUUUACAAGGACAAAGAAGAGCCUGUGGCGAGACCACUUGGAGCUGAGAAUUUGCUCCUUAGAGGAGCCACGCUGAAGAACACACAGCAUAUUCACGCUGUUGCAGUCUACACUGGCAUGGAGACCAAGAUGGCACUUAAUUACCAGUCUAAAUCUCAGAAGCGCUCUGCUGUGGAAAAGUCGAUGAAUGCCUUCCUCAUAGUGUACUUGUGCAUCUUGAUCAGUAAAGCGGUAAUCAACACUGUUCUGAAGUACGCUUGGCAGUGGUCGCCCGAUCGAGAUGAGCCCUGGUACAACCACAGGACUGAGCACGAGCGUCAGCGCCAUGUGGUGAUCCGAGCCUUCACAGACUUCCUGGCCUUCAUGGUUUUGUUUAAUUACAUCAUCCCGGUGUCCAUGUAUGUAACGGUGGAGAUGCAGAAAUUUCUUGGCUCCUAUUUCAUCAGCUGGGACGAGGAGAUGUUUGACGAGGAGCUGGGAGAAGGCGCUCAGGUGAACACCUCGGACCUGAAUGAGGAGCUUGGACAGGUGGAAUACGUGUUUACUGAUAAGACGGGCACUCUAACUGAGAACAACAUGGAGUUUAUCGAAUGCUGCGUUGAUGGGAACGUCUAUAUCCCGCAUGCGAUCUGCAAUGGCCAAAUCCUCAGCGCCGCGUCAAGUAUAGACAUGAUUGAUGCCUCACCUGGUGGCUACAGGAGAGAAUAUGAGGAUUUGUUUUUUCGGGCGCUGUGUCUGUGCCACACGGUGCAGGUGAAGGAGGAGGAGACGGUGGAUGGCAUCAAGAGGGGCAUCCACCAGGGCAGGCCCACCUCCUUCUACAUCUCUUCCUCACCAGAUGAGGUAGCUUUGGUCGAGGGAAUGAAAAGGCUCGGUUACACAUAUCUAAGACUGAAGGACAACUACAUGGAGAUCCUCAACAAAGAUGACGAGAUUGAAAGGUUUGAAUUGCUCCAUGUACUGAACUUUGACUCUGUCAGGAGGAGAAUGAGCGUUAUAGUCAAGUCGAGCUCAGGAGACUACCUGCUGUUCUGUAAGGGUGCUGACUCAUCCAUUUUUCCACGGGUGGUCUCGGGAAAGGUGGAACAAGUUAAAGCCCGGGUGGAACAAAAUGCAGUGGAAGGGCUGCGAACUCUGUGCGUCGCCUAUCGAAGGCUCUCGGAGUCUGAAUACCAGGAGGCGUGUCAUCACCUGAUGGAAGCCAAACUGGCCCUGCAGGACAGGGAGCAGAGGCUGGCUCAGGCCUAUGACAUCAUCGAGAGAGACUUUGUUCUUCUGGGCGCUACAGCAGUGGAGGACAGGCUCCAGGAGAAAGCAGCAGACACUAUUGAGUCACUGCACAAGGCUGGGAUGAAAGUUUGGGUCCUGACGGGGGACAAGAUGGAGACGGCGGCGGCUACUUGCUACGCCAGCAAGCUGUUCCGUCGCACCACCCAAAUCCUGGAGCUCACCAAGAAACGCACGGAGGAGCAGAGCCUUCACGAUGUGUUGUUUGAACUCAACAGGACUGUUCUCAGACAGCGCUCCAUCUCUGGCUUGUCCGUAGACUGCCUCGACUUUGGCCUCAUUAUCGACGGGGCCACUCUUUCUGCAGUAUUGAAGCCCAACCAGGAGGGUGCAGGCCACGGCAAUUACAGAGAGAUCUUUCUAGAGAUCUGUCGUAACUGUAGCGCCGUGCUCUGCUGUCGCAUGGCACCUCUGCAGAAAGCACAGAUUGUGAAGCUGAUUAAAGCCUCCAAGGAGCACCCCAUAACCCUCGCUAUUGGCGAUGGAGCCAACGAUGUCAGCAUGAUCUUGGAAGCACAUGUGGGAAUUGGUAUCAUGGGUAAAGAAGGUAGGCAAGCAGCAAGAAAUAGCGACUACGCCAUCCCGAAGUUUAAACACCUGAAGAAGAUGCUUCUGGUCCAUGGCCAUUACUACUACAUCCGAAUUGCUGAGCUCGUUCAGUACUUCUUCUACAAGAAUGUAUGCUUCAUCUUCCCUCAGUUCCUCUAUCAAUUCUUCUGUGGAUUCUCCCAGCAGCCUCUGUACGACACGGCGUAUUUGACGCUUUACAACAUCAGCUUCACCUCCCUCCCCAUUCUCCUGUACAGCCUGGUUGAGCAGCACGUCAGCAUGGACACACUGAAGAGAGAGCCCUCCUUGUACAGGGACAUUGCGAAGAACUCCCUCCUCCGCUGGCCUGUCUUUCUCUACUGGACAUGCCUGGGUGUGUUUGAUGCUGUUGUCUUCUUCUUCGGUGCCUACUUCCUGUUUGACAACACCACCUUCACCAGCAACGGCCAGAUGUUUGGGAACUGGACGUUUGGGACUCUCAUCUUUACUGUUCUGGUGUUCACUGUAACACUAAAGCUUGCCUUGGACACACACCACUGGACCUGGAUUAAUCACUUUGUCAUCUGGGGGUCGCUACUUUUCUAUGUUAUUUUCUCUCUUCUCUGGGGUGGGAUCAUUUGGCCCUUCCUGAACUACCAGAGGAUGUACUACGUGUUCAUGCAGAUGCUGUCCAGCGGUCCGGCCUGGCUCAGCAUCAUCCUCCUCAUUACAGUCAGCUUGCUGCCAGAUGUCAUCAAGAAGGUCCUCUGCAGGGCCAUGUGUCCCACAGCCACUGAACGUGCACAGAGGGUAAGGACAGUGCAGGUUCUGGAGGACGGCCUGGCUCCUGGCCCUGCUGGUGGAGGUGGAGGCCGUGAAAGGGACCCACUCCACCCUGAUAGGACCUGUGAAGGAGACAGUGGAGAAAAAGCUGCUAGAAGCUAUGACUCCUUGGAUCAUCAGAAGCUGUUGCCGGGUAGCGUGGCGGACGUGACUCCACUGUCCUUUUGUCGAUCCUGCAAAGGCACGAGCGCGGACUCCUCUCACCUCCACCUUGGCACCGCAGAGUCACUGUCGCUCUGCAGGUCUGACCCUCUACCCCAGAAACUCCUGGCCCAUUUGGCAGAGGGCGGAGGGACAGACUUGUGUCCUCUCAGCCCUUACAUGCUCCGUCUCUCUGGGGCAGGGUUCGCCUACUACGCUCCUGGGCCGGAAACCUCAGUGUGAACACAGAUGCAGACUCUGAAGCUUCUGCAUCUCAGAGAUCCAUGAAUAACACAGCGCAGACAUGUUCAAACACAUCUGAAGCAUGGACACUCCAUGCUGAGUUCACCAUGUGCAUUUUUGGGCUACACCUGAGUGAAAAACCCUUUAGAUAGUAUUGCCCUUACUCCUAAUUCACAUACUUGUCUCAUUUUUUUUUCUUUCCUUUUUUUUGGUUCAAUUCAGCAAAUUCCCUGCUCAGACUCUUACUUGAAAAAGUUUAUGAGCAAAAGGAGAACCAUGUGCGAAAAUGCUUCUCACACUGUGGAGCUGUGCUGUUUGGACUGUUGAACCUUUUUGUAUUUCUUCGUCUUUUCAGUCUGACACUCUUGCCUGUUCCUCCACCUUUGCGUCCCCUUUUUUUGCUUCUUUGUAAAUGUUUGUCAGAAACAUUUAUGUACAUUUUGUGGUCUGGCCAAGUAAGGGGGAUAGCCUUCAAGCUCAGCCCUUUAGGUGUGCGUGCGUGUGCAUGUGCGUGAGAGUACGCAUGAAUUUUGCCUGUUUAUUGUAUGUUUGUAUGUGACACACCUUUGCCUUACAGGUAACAACACAGCAGCAGGCUAGAAGUCAAAGGAGAAAGGUGUUUAGAUUUAGAAAAACUGAAAAAAAAGAAGCAGAAGUGGUGUUUUUACAAAGCCUUACACACAACCAUCAGCUGAAGGAGAGAGGCGGGGGAAAUCUGAAGAGGGAUGUGCAGUAUUUUAGCCACCCUGCCUUAAUUCAUAGAUGCCCUUUUUUUUCCCCUUUUAAACUGAUUACAUUUGGUCACUUUAAACACAUUUGUGAGAGUACAAGCAGGUUCAAAGAGCAGAGAUAUAAAUAUAUAUAUAGUACAAUGAGUCUAUUAUUCCUCUUACUUUCUUUUACCCUCACAAUCGUGUCGAGCUUUGUUUCCCUUAUCUGUCAUAGCAUGUCAGAUCUCUCUCUGCAUGCUGAUUUAUUCUUCUCUCAGUUGUUCCACAUCCCUCUUUGUCCCAGACAUCAUUCAUCACCAAACCUUUCACGGUACUUGUGGGUUUUUUUUUUUUUUCCUUUCCCCUGAACAGUUAGCAAAACUGCACCCUCUCCUGCCACCACGUGGUUGUGCAGGGUAACAGCAGCAGCCUGGGACUUGUUUGGGUAUUUGUUUGUGGAUGUCCUAAAUGACUUGCUACUCCUCCCUGUUGCAUUGUGCUCGUGUGUUUGCUGCUGUGCUCCGUGUUAUGCAAAAGUUAACGUAAGAAUGCUAAUGUUGUCACGUUAUAAGGGGUUGUCUCUGUGUCACAUAAUUCCAUGAUGCUUUGUUUUUUUUGUACUGUUCUAAAAUUGAUGUCAGUCACUAUUGAUGUGUGGAUGUAAAUUUAAAAAAACAAACAAUGUUGAUCUAUAUUGUGGUGAGAAGGGGUGAUGGAUAGAUUUAAUUUGUUGUAAGAAGAUGGGAGACUUGAAUCGGCGAUGUCACAAUCAAAUCAAUGAGAAUGUUGAACUGAUUUGUCCAUCACGUCCUCCAGCUGAAGAUUGUAGCUCAUUUUUGGUGAACCUCUUUUUCUGCAUUUCUAAAAAUCUGAAUUUUUUUUUUUUCAUAUUUGUUGGGUUACAUAGCAAGUUACUGACUCUGGAAGUCAUGAAUGUGAGAUUCUCUUU
Messenger RNA from Oreochromis aureus, 6198 nucleotides. RefSeq names its product probable phospholipid-transporting ATPase IH. NCBI's taxonomy places the organism in Eukaryota, Metazoa, Chordata, Actinopteri, Cichliformes, Cichlidae. Gene Ontology annotation, cellular component: plasma membrane; endoplasmic reticulum; trans-Golgi network. Gene Ontology annotation, molecular function: ATP binding; magnesium ion binding; ATP hydrolysis activity. Gene Ontology annotation, biological process: phospholipid translocation. The transcript has 30 exons. Bases 805 to 4539 code for a protein of 1244 amino acids. The record is from RefSeq and is a predicted model, not a curated record.